Messenger RNA from Prosopis cineraria, 1376 nucleotides. RefSeq lists its product as uncharacterized. Lineage: Eukaryota; Viridiplantae; Streptophyta; Magnoliopsida; Fabales; Fabaceae. The record is from RefSeq and is a predicted model, not a curated record. The transcript has 5 exons. Bases 222 to 1154 code for a protein of 310 amino acids.
UGAAAAAGCAGAAGAGCAAACUUCGGAAGAGACAGGGACUCAGAUACAGAGAAGUUAGGCAUAACGCCCAGUCUCUAUACUGAAAGAAAACCCACUUUCAGUUUCCACCUAUAGCUUCUUCUUCCUCAUCCUUUAAACCCUAUUCUGGUUAUGUUUCUGCUUCCAUUUACUGUCAAACUUUUGCAAAUUUCAGUACAGUAGACAGACCUUCAAUAUCACUGAUGGCCUCAGCCAUGGAAGCAUCUCCUUACAGCUCAAAGACAAGUGAAGGUUCAGAGUUCAGCUUGAGAGAAUGGGAAUUGAAGGCACGAAGAAAUGAAGACAGGACUAAAUCCAGAAGAUACUCUGCAUCAUAUAUCAGAAGCUUUAAUGAAGAAACUAGAUCUUUUAGAUCACCAAACAUCACCUUCUCUAGUGCUGCUUCUUCACCUGCAUACCCCUUAAAAGAUGGGAUAGACCCUUCCACCUAUUCUUUCAAUACUGCUAUCAGAGCAUUACAAGCAAGGUCAUGCUACAACAGUUGGGAGUGCUUAUCUCCAGAUGGGUUAGCUUUGAAUUCAAAGUGGAAUGAAGCAGAAAAGUAUAUAUGUAACCCUCUUUCUGGGGAGGUACCAUUGGAGUGUUUAUCUUCAAAAGCUCUGAUCAGCAGUGGAAGAUCAUUUCGUAAAUCAUCAAACAGAGUUGUUACCAUAUUUGAUAAUCCUACAGCUUACUCUUCAAGAAAUCCUCAGACAAAGACAUCAUCAACCGACACACAUGAAGAUGAAGAUGAAGUUCUUCGGUUUCCAGUUUCAGAAAAAAAGAAAGAUGGAAAGACAAGAGAUGUGGGGACUCAAAGUACUCUUCCUUAUCUGAGUUCAAGCAGCCCGAGCCCCGCUUCAACUCCAUCCAUUACAGACAGAUCUAUAAAGGAACUUGCAGAUUCACCUUCUUCAAAUGCUAAAACCAAACCAGAUCAAGAGGUAGAAGAGAAGGAUGAAGACAGAGAAAUGGAAAAGAAUCAUGAGUUGGGGAAGCAGGUGGAUCAACUUUACAGGCAAAGUGGGUGCUUUCCAUGGAUCAAGAAGAAGAGGCUAAAAGAUAAAGAGAAAGGAAGACAUAUAAUGAUUAAUAUCUUCAUCGCUAGAUGUCAAAGAAAAGAGUCUGUAAAAUGAUAAAGAAAAGAUAACAUUUUCAGUAAUUUUGCUGGUUAGUUUGCGCUUUUUGGAAAGAAACGGAAAAUAAAAUUACGAAAAUAAAAGGCCAAAAUGAUCAUGCAAUGAUUUGUACUUUGUAUGGCGAAAAUUGGCUUGUGUCGCACAUCCUCAUGAUUGACAUGGACAACUAUCACAUUGUUUUAAGUCAUGGAUCCUAUAUAAAAGAAUUUUUUUUCUUAA